AUGGAAAACCAGGAGGGUUCAUCUGAGGUGGAAAAUCCGCCAAGUGUAGAAAACCUAUCUAUUACGGAUGAGGAGGUGGACUUAAACAGUAUGGAGGACGUAGUCAUUAUCGAAAGUGCGGGACAACAAAAUCGAGAUACCCCAAAUCGUAAUAAAUAUCUCAAAACUAUUGCAUUAAAUAUCCUCAAAUAUCUCCCUGAAGACAUACUUCGUGAGGAGCCUGAUUUUUCAGCGGUAAAGACAGGUGAUGUCUCCAUCCCAGACAAUGGCCUAUGUACCUAUUGCAAAAAACCAAUUUUAUCAGACAACCCUCCCAGAUCUGUUGUAAUUAAUGUAUGUGGGCAUAUUCAUCAUCGGACUUGUGCAGAUAGAAGAGGAGUAUUAAGUUGUGGUACAUGCCACGUUAGUGAUAGCGAUCCGGUACAGUCCAACAAAUGUGCAAAGUGCUCUCUAGAAAUCUCUACUGAACCUUCAGAGCCACUUGUGACUUUCCCAUGCUGUAAACAUAUAGUACAUUUCGAAUGUAUUGAAAUUAAUCGCAAGUUGUGUCCUAAGUGUCCGACAAACCAUGAUUUGGAAAAAGAAGGUUUUUACAUUUCACCUGAAAUACCUAGAAAAAGAAAGAGGCAAGAGGGUGGACAGAAAACUGCCAGAGGUUCAAAGGCGCAAACUAUCCUUCGUGAGCUGUCUGUCUUUACACUUGAUGAGCUAUCAAUUAAUGCACCUUCCGAAGCUCUGAACAUGCAAGAUGUAUCCAACCAGCUCCACAAGAUGUACUACGACAUUGACGUUGCUGAAAAGAAAGGGGAUCAAGCAAAUAGAGAUGUAGUUCUGAAUUAUUUUCGAUUUGGAAAAGCUCUAUCUGAGCGUCUAGCCGUACUAUUGCAGAAGAAACCUCCACAGACGGCACAUACAGACCUGAAUAGUGAAGUCCAGGACAAACUCCCAGAUCAUAUGAACAAGUCUAUGGUACGCAAGAGAGUAGAUACAGCCAGAAAAAUUUAUGACAUCUUUAGCGUGAUUGGUGAAGAUAAGAUUCGUCGUAUCAAAUCCUUCACUGCAUCCAGUUUUUCAGAUCUAACUAGACCAGAGGUUGCAUAUAUCAUAAAAAACUUCAAGGAUUAG
Molecule: messenger RNA, 1125 nt
Organism: Rhizophagus irregularis DAOM 181602=DAOM 197198
Lineage: Eukaryota; Fungi; Glomeromycota; Glomeromycetes; Glomerales; Glomeraceae
Source: RefSeq, a predicted model, not a curated record